UCCGGAGAUACAUUCUAUAGUGAAGAACAUGAAGACAUACCGGAGGGCUGCCAAGAAGGCUAGAGAGGAGGAGUGGGAGUACGACACUCCGGAAGAAGCAAAAAUGACUAAGAGAGCUACACCUAAGAAAGCAGGAAUCAUGCCGCAAGCCCAGAGAAAAAUGGAACACAAGAUUAAGGUUAAGGGAGUCAAAUGCGAUAAACAAACAUGGAGUACACUGGACCCAGCAGUGGCAAGGCAUUAUCGAGACUUCUUCAACGUUGCUGUGAAAAACACGACCGAGUACUGGAUCAGCAGUGAUCUUCUACGCCGGAUCACCAAGCACGACCUAAGAGUAAUCAUCCAAGAGGGGGACAUUGAAACUGACGUAAUCAGCGUUUAUAUUGACUUGUUGAAGUCUGAUGUAGAAAAGCAAAAUGCGCAAGUGGGAUUCCUCACAGUAGACACAGGGUACUAUGCUAUAAAGUAUGAACAGACCAAAGAACAAGAUGAGGAUACUAGACCUUUUGAGUGUGGUGUCGAGACAAUAAUUUAUGAACCCCUCUGGUCAGUCUUCCGUUUCAAAAAGGUGCUAGUACCAAUUCACCACACCAUAAGCAUGCACUACACCUUGCUGGUAAUUGACAAUGAAAAAAGGAGCUUCAAUCAUAUGAAUUCAUUGAGGCCACCAAUAGAUGAAUUCACCAAUGAGGAGAAGUACCACCUGAAUGCAGCAAGAGUGGUAAAGCACAUAAAGAAAUUCAUACAUGCUGUGAACUUCACUAAGAUGAGAAUACCGGGAGAAAGCCAAGAUCCAGAUGUCACUCGAGAAAAAUGCAAAGGCGAAGAUGAUAAGGAAAACCUGAUUAUUGUUGAAGAAGCAAUGACUGAGGAGGAAAAACAAACCAGGAACUGGAUCUUACAGAAUAACGUUGUGGAGACAGACUAUGAACUCUAUGAAGACUUUGACUGCCCGCAACAGAACCCAUCAUCUGGUGAUUGCUGGCCCUUUAUGCUCCAUUACAUGGAGAGCAUUGUAAAUGGCGUAGAACCAACCAAGGAAGGCGGGGACAACAUGAGGAAAAGAUUGCUUGAGAGGUUCAUGCGCAUACUAUUAGGAAGAAAGUGAGGAAUGAGAUUAGAUAAAACAUAUUUAGACAUGUAGUUUUUGUAUCCGAAGAGAAGGGAUUGUAAAGUUCUCGUACUAGCCUAAUCUUCAAACUAUGGUGAAAUGAACUGCAUUAUUGGAUGAUAUAAUAUACUAUU
Molecule: messenger RNA, 1245 nt
Organism: Rosa chinensis
Lineage: Eukaryota; Viridiplantae; Streptophyta; Magnoliopsida; Rosales; Rosaceae
Exons: 6
Coding region: 29-1108 (359 amino acids)
Biological process (GO): proteolysis
Molecular function (GO): cysteine-type peptidase activity
Source: RefSeq, a predicted model, not a curated record